Messenger RNA from Oncorhynchus kisutch (coho salmon), 5668 nucleotides. Its product is annotated as period circadian protein homolog 2. Gene Ontology annotation, cellular component: nucleus; cytoplasm. The coding region runs from base 282 to 5048 and encodes 1588 amino acids. Gene Ontology annotation, biological process: negative regulation of transcription by RNA polymerase II; entrainment of circadian clock by photoperiod; circadian regulation of gene expression. The record is from RefSeq and is a predicted model, not a curated record. Lineage: Eukaryota; Metazoa; Chordata; Actinopteri; Salmoniformes; Salmonidae. Gene Ontology annotation, molecular function: transcription cis-regulatory region binding; transcription corepressor binding. The transcript has 21 exons.
GACGAAACUUGAACGCUAGGUGUAGAGUAGUGUAGUGUGUCAAACCAAAGCCUGAAUUACCGGGAAGCUAAAUAAAACGAUUCGUUUUGCAAACCAACAGAAGUCGUUGAAAUCACAGAAAAGAGACGAUAAUCUACUUUAACUGGCAGAAAACUGCAGCUCAUCCAUCCAUUCUCUUUGUCAUCUUGUGGACAAUGAGGUGAUUAAGUUUUGCUUCCUCUAUCCUCUACUCAGCACUUCUCUGGUUUAAACCCUCAACACACCACACCUCCCUUCCUCUAAUGUCAGAUAAUUCAGACCCAGACUGCAGCUCCAUGGCUAGGGGGGCCUCAGGGUGCAGGUCCAUGCCCAGGGGGGUCUCAGGGUGCAGCUCCAUGGCUAGGGGGGCCUCAGGGUGCAGGUCCAUGCCCAGGGGGGUCUCAGGGUGCAGGUCCAUGCCCAGGGGGGCCUCAGGGUGCAGGUCCAUGCCCAGGGGGGCCUCAGGGUGCAGGUCCAUGCCCAGGGGGGUCUCAGGGUGCAGGUCCAUGCCCAGGGGGGCCUCAGGGUGCAGGUCCAUGCCCAGGGGGGCCUCAGGGUGCAGGUCCAUGCCCAGGGGGGCCUCAGGGUGCAGGUCCAUGCCCAGGGGGGCCUCAGGGUGCAGGUCCAUGCCCAGGGGGGCCUCCGGGUGCAGGUCCAUGCCCAGGGGGGUCUCAAGGUGCAGCUCCAUAGCCCAGCUUCAUUGUAGGAGCAGCUAUAGCCAGGUUGGUCCUGGCCUGGGUCUAGCCUCAGAAGGUAGUGACAGCAGUUGCCAGGACCCCUCGGCCUCACCCAACAUUGGCCGUAGGAGCGCCUGCUCACGUUCCUUCCACGACGACGUGGACAUGAAGAGCAGUGGAUCCAGCGGGGCCGAGUCACAUGGCAACGAGAGCCACGGAAGCCAUGGAAACGAGAGUCACGGCAACGAGUCAACGGGUAGCUCCAAUGGCAACAGCAGAGACUCGGCUCUCCUGGAGUCGUCUGGGAGCAACAAGCGCUCUAACUCCCACAGCCCCUCUCCUCCCAGUAGUUCCAAUGCUUUCAGCCUGCUGAGUUCUGAGCAGGACAACCCUUCCACCAGUGGCUGCAGUAGUGAGGAGUCAGCUAAGGCCAAGACCCAGAAGGAGCUUCUCAGGACCCUGAAGGAGCUCAAGCGCCACCUUCCUGCUGACAAGAGGAACAAGGGCAACAAGUCCAGCUCCCUCAACACUCUGAAAUACGCCCUACGCUGUGUCAGACAGGUGGAAGCCAAUGAGGAGUACUACCAGCUGUUGAUGACCAAUAGCAGUCAGCCAUCCGGCCUGGAUGUGUCCUCUUACACCAUCAAGGAGAUAGACAGCAUCACCUCAGAGUACACCCUCAAAAACAAUGACAACUUUGCGGUUGCGAUAUCUCUGAUCACGGGGAAGAUCGUCUACAUCUCAGACCAGGCUGCCUCUAUCCUCAACUGCAAAAGGGGUGUCUUCAAAGACGCUAGGUUUGUGGAGUUCCUGACUCCCCAAGACGUCAGUGUUUUCUACAGCUUCACCACGCCCUACCGCCUGCCCUCCUGGAGCAUGUGCCCCGGAGUAGAGUCCUCCCCGUCGGAUUGCAUGCGGGAGAAAUCCUUCUUCUGUCGGAUCAGUGGGGGUAAGGAGUGUGAGGGGGACCUACAGUACUCUCCGUUCCGUAUGACCUCCUUCCUGAUGAAGGUGCAGGACAAGGUCCAUUCUGAGAACCAGCUCUGCUGCCUCCUACUGGCUGAAAGGUUGCAUUCCGGAUACGAGGCUCCCAGAAUUCCUAGCGACAAGCGCAUCUUCACCACCACACACACUCCUAGCUGUGUGUUCCAGGAUGUGGACGAGAGGGCUGUUCCUCUCCUUGGUUACCUCCCCCAGGAGCUGAUUGGCACCCCAGUCCUUCUUCUCAUGCACCCCAAUGACAGGCAGAGCAUGUUGGCCAUUCACAAGAGGAUCCUUCAGUAUGCUGGCCAGCCGUUCGACCACUCCUCCAUCAGGUUCUGCACACGGAACGGAGAGUACGCCAUCAUCGACACCAGCUGGUCCAGCUUUGUCAAUCCCUGGACCUGUAAGGUCUCUUUCAUCAUUGGGAGGCACACAGUCCGCAUGGGCCCGGUGAAUGAGGAUGUGUUCGAGGCCCCGCUCCCUGCCCUCAUGGAGACCAAGAUCAUGGACUCUGAAGUCCAGGAGAUCACUGAGCAGAUCCACAGACUGCUACUACAGCCGGUUCACAGCACUAGCUCCAGUGGGUACGUGGGAAGCAACGACCACCUUGCAGCAUCCCAGGGAAAGACCAGCGAGAGCAACACACAUUCAACCAGAGACAUCAACAUCAACAGCAAUGGUAGCAGCCCAAGCAGGACACGCAUCGAGGAGGAGGGAGAGAGCAGCUGGGCCAAACCUCAGAGGUCAUUCCAGGGGAUCUGUAAAGGAAUCCACCUCCAGAAAAGUCAGGAACAACAAAUCUACAAAGCCUCCUCCUCAGCCAGGUCUGAGACCAAGAAGAACCCUGGCAAGUUCCUCCAGAAGAGUCCCGCGGCGGUCCGUCUCAAGGACACUGCAGCCCCUGUGGCACCUCUGAGCUGGAGGGACAGUGGGGCCACCCCCCUGGAGAACUGCAGGCCUGCAGUACAGGAGGAGAGGCUGGCCGUCAACGACCAGGCGGUCUACUCCUACCAACAGAUCAGCUGUCUGGACAACGUCAUCAGAUAUCUAGAGGGCUGUAACAUUCCCAUCGCUAGGAAGAGGAAGUGCCACUCUUCUGACAACACUUCCUCAGACGAGGACAAGCAGAAAGGAGGGGACAACCACAUGCAGAUAUCUGAAGACCCUGCGCUAUUUAAGGCUCAGCCUGGUUUACCCGCUGUGGAUGAUAUCAUCGCAUACAAAAAGACUGAGGCUACGACCACAGCCUCAGGGGUAGUGGGUUCCUCCUCCCUGGCGGCCCUCGCCGUGCCACCGUGCAGCAAAACCGAGAGUGUGGUGUCUAUAACAAGCCAGUGUAGCUACAGUAGCACCAUCGUGCAUGUAGGAGACAAGAAACUGCAGCCCGAGUCAGAGAUCAUUGAGGAUGUAUCUGGUGGUGGGGAGGCGGUGGAGCGGGUCAGCCAGACUCCUGGGCCUCCUCCUAGUGCUGUUUCACCUCCCAGCCUGCAGAGGGAGCCCUAUAAGAAGCUGGGUCUGACCAAGCAGGUCCUAGCAACCCACACCCAGAGAGAGCAGCAGGCCUUCCUGUGCCGCUUCAAGGAGCUUCAGGGAGUCCAGGUCUUCCAGGCGAACUGUUCCCAAUACCUGGAGCGCCAGAAGGGACAAGGUGCCACUGAUGCUGUGCUCACUGUGCACCCAUGCAGGCAGGCCGAACCCGCUGCCCGUAGAAGCGGACGCAACAAGAAGACCAAGUCCAAGCGGGUAAAACAGAACGAGUCCCAUAGGAAGAGACAGCAGCAGCCCCGACCCCACCUCCUCAAUCAGGGCCUCAACCAGACAUCCUGGUCCCCCUCCAACUCCUCCCAGUCCACCUUGCCGCCCCUGGCCUACCCCAACAUAGUGCCAGCCUUCCCUCUCCAGGUCUACCCCGGGGUGGGCACCAUGGCUGGAACCAUGCCUACCAGCCCUGAGAAUUCAAUGCCAGGCUUCGGCGACAGUCAGUGCAACCAGGAUCCCCAGUGCCCGGCACCAAACAUCCAGCCCUCCCCCUUCUCUACUCCCAUGGUGACCCCUGUGGUGGCUCUGGUUCUCCCCAACUACAUGUUCCCUCAAAUGGGGAGCGGGGCGCCAGGACAGCAGCCUUUUUACCAGGUCGAGACGGCAGGCUACUCCUCCCAGCCACAGCCCUUCCUCCCACAGACAUCCCUCACCUUCCCUGCCCAGGGUCCCUUCCUGGCACAGCCACAGCCUUUCCCCCUACAGACAUCUCUUCCCUUCCCACCACAGUCAUCCUCCACCAUCCAGGCCCAGUUCCCGGGCCAGAACCCUUUAGCCCUCCAGACAGGUUUCCCAAUUCCCACCCAGCCUUUCUCUUCCAUGGCCAUGGAGCCCCCCAAGCCUUCUGGGGAAACCACCCAGUCUCGGGGCUCCACACCUGGGUCCAUGGAUGGCAGGGACCAAGUUCCCUCCCCUCCAGUGUUCCAGUCACCAUGCAGCUCACCCCUGCAGCUCAACUUACUGCAGCUGGAGGAGACACCAUGCUCCCUGGAGAGGCAGCACAGCAUGGUGGUAGCGCCCUCCAGUGGUGAUCCCCCGGGGAAUAACACCUUCCGCGAUAAGGGAAGGAGUGUGGUCUGCCAAGCCAUAGAGAAGAUCACGCUUCAGCAGGUGAGUUCGCCAGGCGACGGUAAUCCUAGCGACAUGCUUGACAUCCGGCUCCAUUCAGACUCUCACUCAGCCACCUCAGGGUCCAUGGGUUCAAGGUCUAAUGACUGUGGAACCUCAGCUAGAACGUCUAACAGUGGAAGGUCUAAUAAUAGCAGGACUUCGGGAUGUAGAAAGUCAGCUAGUGGAACGUCAACUAGUGGUGUAUCUGGCAAUGGCACAGUAUGCAGCAGCCACACCAGCAAAAAGAUCAGAAACUAUUUUGGCAGCGUGGAUUCCUCCCGGAACAGCAGCCAGAAGGUCAAAGGGCACUCCACCAGCUGCGAUAGUGGGAGAAGCAGUAGUGUCAUGGAGGUGCGGCCAAUGGAGAUGGAGCAGGGCCAACACGACAAGGGCAUCGAGAGGUUGCUUAGAGAAGACAGAGAGAGGCUGCGUGGGAUGCAGAAGAGUCAGCCGUGCUUCACUGGGGAGCAGCAGAGGGAACUGGUAGAGGUCUACCCCUGGAUGAGGAGUGGAGGGCUGCCCAAGGUCAUGGACGUCAAGGCCUGUGUGUGCUUUGAGGAGGAUGCUCCAGAGGCAGUGAUGUCUGAGGAGCAGCCUGACCUAGACAUGGGAGACACAGGGACUGAGACAGGCGAGGUCAGCCCCUCCAGGAAGCCCGGCGAGGAGCCCUUAAACACAGACACCUGCCCUUGUCCCUCUUCUGGCCUUGGAUCAUCAUAGCCACAUCCACACCCUGAAUCCACCCACCGCUGUUGAUUGUAACAUCAGCACUUCCUCCCAAGACUCGUUCUCAAGCGACAUCAAUUAUUGACCGGGUCCCACCCUCAGACCAACAGCUGUCCCUGACCAGGGAAUUACCAUAUUGGACUAUCUAGUAUUGCAUUUGUCCUGCUGGUGGUACACACCUUUUCUACAACCAGCUAAACCGUAUGGAAACUCUGCUACAGCCUGAGAGAACAACGGCCCACCUGGUCAAUUCAUUUUCUGUGUGUGAAUGUGUGAGAGAGAGAAAAAGAAGAUGAGAUUGAGGUUAGGCAGGUAGCCUAGCGGUGGGCAGGUAGCCUAGCGGUGGGCAGCUAGCCUAGCACUCGGCCAAUAACCGAAGGUCGCUGGUUUGUAUCGGCGAGCCGACUAGGUGAAAAAUCUAUCGAGGUGCCUUUGAGCAAGGCACUUAACGCUAAUUCCUUUUGUAAGUCACUCUGGAUACGAGCGUCUGCUAAAUUACUAAAAUGUCAACUCGGUGAGUUCCAGUGUGUGCAAAACACUGUUCUUUCAAUUCCAUCCAUCUCUUUUCCUGUGUUGUUUAACUGAUUAAAAGUAAUGCUUUCACUGAAGUUUAA